Papilio polytes (common Mormon) is the source of this 1306-nucleotide messenger RNA. Its product is annotated as protein HGH1 homolog. Lineage: Eukaryota; Metazoa; Arthropoda; Insecta; Lepidoptera; Papilionidae. The transcript has a single exon. The record is from RefSeq and is a predicted model, not a curated record. The coding region runs from base 55 to 1131 and encodes 358 amino acids.
GUAAACACAAACCACAUGUUUACUUAAAAAUAUUCAGAAAAACGAAGCAUUAAUAUGGAAAAAGAUACUUUAAACGAAUUACAACAAUUCCUUAAACCAGAAGCGAGAAUAGAUCUAAAAUUGAUAUCUCUAGAUCAUUUGAUAGGAGUAUCCGGUACAGAAGAUGGUGUUAAAGUUUUAUUGGGAAAUGAAAAUAUAUUGAAAAACAUAAUCGAUUGCACCAAUGAUAAAAUCGAUAAUGUUAUCAAAAAGGCUUUACUCCUACUUAUAAAUAUAACAGCGCAUUCAGAAGGGUCUAUAGAAUUAUUAAAACUAAAGCCGAAUAACGCUAGUGUUUUAGACAUUUUCGUUGGUUAUAUUUUAGAUUCGCAAAAAACACACGCUGAUGCUGUAUGUAUGGUGCUUUCUAAUAUUACUAGAGUGGAAGAAAACGUUGAACAAUGCGUUGAUAUACUAUUUAAACAUUUAAACGAUCUUUUGAACGUUUUCGUCAAUACUGAAUUCAACAAAAAAGGUUGUGAUUUAGAAUACCUCGCGCCCAUGUUUAGUAAUUUAAGUCGAAGUGGUCGCGUACGAGAUUGGUUAGUAAAAGAAAAUCCACACAUACCAUUGAUAAAACUAUUACCUUUUUGUCAAUACGAAAAAUCGAUAAUACGAAGAGGUGGAGCUAUUGGAACGUUACGAAAUCUAACAUUUGAUGUACAAUAUCACAAAUUUCUUCUCAGCCCCGAUUUAGACUUACUAACAUAUUUAUUAGGUCCAUUAAUGGGUGGUGAGGAUUAUUGUGACGAAGAAAUGGACAAAUUACCCAUAGCAUUACAAUAUCUACCAAAAGAGAAACAAAGAGAACUAGAUAUAGAUAUACGCAAAAUGAUAUUAGAGACAUUAAAUAAAUUAUGUUCUAAACAUGAAUUUAGAGAGAUUUUACGAGGUAAUGGUGUUUAUUAUGUAUUAAGAGAGUUACACAAAUGGGAGAAGGAACCAACCGUAUGUUUAGCGUGCGAGAAUGUCGUCGACAUCUUAAUACAGAAGGAAGAAGAAGUAGGAGCUGAAGAUCUUUCAAAGAUAGAUGUUCCUGAAGAUAUGAUUGAUAAAUUUGAGAAAAUGGACGCUGAAUAUUUAAAUAAUUGAUUUUAUUUAAGAUUGGCUGUUGCCCGCGACUUAUGCCCAUCUGUUAGCUACCCUUCAGUGAAAAUUGGUCCAGCCGUUUUGGAGGUUAUGCUGAAUAAAUAUGGCUUGCAGACAGACAGACAGACAAAUUUAAAUGAGAUUUUCGUUAUCAGCUAUGCAAAUACAUCUUCCCGAA